AUGAAGACCGCUCUUUUCGCCGUUGUGGCUGCUGUCCUCGUGGCAUCUGGCAAUGCAAUUCCUACUCCUUCAAACCAUGUGUUACACGAAAAGAGAACGUCAUUGCCUAGACCGUGGGUCAGAAGUAAUCGUGUUGAAAGAGAUGCAAUUCUCCCAGUACGGGUCGGACUAAUGCAAAACAAUCUUGAGAUUGGUGAGGAUCUACUGAUGGAAGUUUCGCAUCCAUCAUCCCCAAAAUACGGCAAGCACUGGACGCAAGAGGAAGUCCAUGACAUGUUUGCUCCAUCUACGAGCGUUGUCCAAGAGGUUCGCGAUUGGCUCGUAUCAUCUGGUGUAGCAGAUACUGUGAUCGUUCACUCCGAGAAUAAAGGAUGGCUAGCUUUCGAUAUUCCAGCAUGGAAGGCGGAGGAGCUCUUCCACACCGAGUACCAUGAGCAUUUUCAUUCUGCAUCUGGCAAGGUCACUGUUGGUAGCGACGAUUACUAUAUUCCCGAACAUAUUCGAGAACAUAUCGACUAUGUCACCCCCGGUGUCAAACUAUCCGCUCCCUUGACAAAGAGUAAAGUAAAGCGCGACGUGCACAAGGGACAUUACAAACCAGGUCCGUUCAAAAAGCAACCUCCGAAAUGGACAGGCCACCCGUGGCCAAAACCACCAGGAGCAGGUUCGCUGCCCCUCAAUCUGCAAGGUUGUGAUAGAAAUGUUACCCCAGCUUGUCUGAAAGCAUUAUACAAAAUCCCAGAUGCCCAUCGGAGUGAUCCAGCAAAUGUUAUGGGACUUUACGAAAGUGGUGAUACCUAUUCGCAGGAGGAUCUGAAUUUGUUCUUCGCCAAAUACGCCCCAAAUGUACCACAAGGAACUCACCCAAAGUUGGACUCCAUUGAUGGAGGUCAAGCUCCGGUCGCACCUAACAGCGAUUUCAACACUGGAGAAAGUGAUAUUGAUAUGGAUAUCGCCUACUCUCUGAUCUAUCCACAAAAGAUCACCCUUUACCAAGUGGAUGACAGUGUUGAAGCUUUCACAGAUGGUGGUUUCAAUACUUUCCUCGAUGCGCUCGAUGGUUCGUACUGCACAUACACUGCAUACAAUAUCACCGGAAAUUCGCCUGGUGUAGAUGCAGUCUACCCGGACCCAGCGCCAGGAGGUUACAAAGGCCCUCUUCAAUGCGGUGCCUUUAAACCUACCCGAGUAAUCAGUGUCUCGUACGGAGUCUCUGAAUUCGACGCUCCGGUGGCCUACACAAAGCGCCAAUGUAACGAGCUUCUCAAGUUAGGUCUUCAAGGUGUGACUUUCCUCUGGGCAUCUGGAGAUUAUGGAGUUGCUUCAUUCCCCGGAGAUGACAACGACAACGGAUGUCUUGGUACCGAUUCAAAGGUCUACAAUCCCAGUUUCCCUACCUGUCCAUACGUCACAAAUGUUGGUGCCACUCGACUCUACGAGAAUCAGACAGUUUUGGAUCCAGAAUCUGCACUUCAAGCAAACCUUGGAGGGUCUGCUUCUCUAUUCGCAUCGGCUGGUGGAUUUGCGAACUAUUUCCCAGUUCCGUCGUACCAGAAGGUAGCAGUUGGGAACUACUUGAAAUACCACAACCCAGGGCUUCCAUCGUACGUCGCGAAUGCUGAUGCCACAAACAUUGGUGAAGGUGGUGGGGUCUACAACAGAGCCGGUCGUGGAUUCCCAGAUGUCUCUGCCAACGGGGCGCUCUUCCGCGCAUUCAAUGAUCUUUCAGAUCUACAUUUCUACGGCACCAGUCUUGCGGCUCCAAUCUGGGGUAGUAUCGUGACGUUGAUCAAUGAAGAGAGAACAGCUAUUGGAAAAGGUCCAGUUGGAUUCAUUAAUCCGGUACUUUAUGCUAAUCCGUGGGCCUUUAACGAUAUCAAGAAUGGUAGCAACCCGGGAUGUGGUAGUUCUGGUUUCAAAGCGGUUGAUGGAUGGGAUCCUGUGACGGGUCUUGGAACACCAGCAUACCCAUCUCUACUGAAGCUGUUCUUGAGCUUGCCAUAA
Glarea lozoyensis ATCC 20868 is the source of this 2004-nucleotide messenger RNA. RefSeq names its product Subtilisin-like protein. The coding region runs from base 1 to 2004 and encodes 667 amino acids. The record is from RefSeq and is a predicted model, not a curated record. Gene Ontology annotation, molecular function: tripeptidyl-peptidase activity; serine-type endopeptidase activity. NCBI's taxonomy places the organism in Eukaryota, Fungi, Ascomycota, Leotiomycetes, Helotiales, Helotiaceae. Gene Ontology annotation, biological process: proteolysis. The transcript is spliced from 4 exons.